Molecule: messenger RNA, 975 nt
Organism: Diaporthe amygdali
Lineage: Eukaryota; Fungi; Ascomycota; Sordariomycetes; Diaporthales; Diaporthaceae
Exons: 2
Coding region: 1-975 (324 amino acids)
Molecular function (GO): protein binding
Source: RefSeq, a predicted model, not a curated record
AUGGGACAGCAAACCAUUCGUUGCGCGUUUUUACGGCGCAUUUUCAAAUUUCAAAGGAGCAAGCGACGCCAAGCAGUCUCGGUUCCGCGUUCUCACGAGGACCAGAAUGACGUGCCAGGUUCCAGAUUGAUCGAAUCUCCAGGGGAGGAACAAUAUCAACCCAACUCGAAACUCAUGAGCAUCCCGCUGGACUUGCUGCGCAUGGUUUUCUACUACUUAGAGACCGAGGACUGUAUAGCCUUCUCUCUCGCCUGCGAAGGUCUCUACGACAGUCUUUUCUUUCAGGCCCGGCAGCGCUUCGCGUCUGCCAGUCCAGACCAGAAGCGUAGGGUACAGACAAUGCUGGAAAAGGACCUCAAAUAUAUCGAUAUCUACUGCCCCUUCUGCGAGAUAUUCCACACUUGGAAUGACAAGAGAUAUCGCGAGAUCAAUUGUGUGGAAAAAGACGAAAUUCAGUCAACCACAUUCGCGGCUACUCAACUUGACACUCGCCUUUCGCAGCUGAGUUACCUCGAUGCGCGAAUGAUCGUGAACGCGGUCAUAUUCAAUAAAUCAUAUUCACUAGGCGCUUUGGGCUUGCUACGACGUCAUUUUAUAUUUGGGACGCCUCGAUGCCUCUGGAGUCAGAGCUGGUGGCCAAAGGUCAUCGAUGGAGAGCUAAUUCUCAGUAUCGCCUCCAAACACAUGAAAGAUUCAACGGGGGUAAACGAAGAUGAUUUCGCUUUCAGAGGUGGUGGAUUGGGAUUGAAGCAUGGCCGAUUGGGCGAUCUUCGAUCGCCUUUUGAAUCGAGGUGGAAGCUUGCCGCGGGCGAGGGCAUAAGCCCCGACAGCAGCUGGAUUGAGGGACAUUCAAUGCACAUCACUGAUCACGAGGGCUGGGGAAGCAAGCUCGAAGGACUCAGUGAGGAGGGCGAUUGGACAGCACAUGGAAGUGUCUCAAAAACGUGGGAGGAUAACAUAGAUCGUCUGUUUUGA